AUGCCAAAGAGUCAGAUAAUUGAAGGAUGGCUUGAUGAUGAGCCUUUAAACAUUCUAGAUCAGAAACCAAAAAAACCUGCUGAUUGGGAUGACGGAGAUGCACCUCGUAAAAUUCCAAAUCCUGAUUUCUUUGAAGACUUGACUCCUUCUAAAUUUGAAAAGAUCGAAGAUGCACGAGAGUUUGCCAAAGAGAUAUGGGGUAUAAAAUAUAAGAUUAAAAAGGCAACAGAAGCUGCUUCUACAUCACACAAAAAGACUGACGCACCAGCACCUAAUGAUGAAUAUGCCGAUAAUAAAGGCAAAUCAAAAAAUGAUGGUAGUGAAGGCAAUAAUGGAACAAAA
This is a messenger RNA of Dentiscutata erythropus, 342 nucleotides long. The record is from the annotation of a GenBank genome assembly. Lineage: Eukaryota; Fungi; Glomeromycota; Glomeromycetes; Diversisporales; Gigasporaceae.